Molecule: messenger RNA, 1262 nt
Organism: Theobroma cacao (cacao)
Lineage: Eukaryota; Viridiplantae; Streptophyta; Magnoliopsida; Malvales; Malvaceae
Product: Haloacid dehalogenase-like hydrolase (HAD) superfamily protein
Molecular function (GO): hydrolase activity
Source: RefSeq, a predicted model, not a curated record
AAAGGGCACCAAUCACAACCAACGGAAUCAAUCUUCUCGUGUUGAGAGAAGGAGAAAAGGACAGCCUAAGAAGCUAGCCGAACGAAAAAUGGGUUCAAGCACCAUCUCCCUUUCCUUACCAACAUUUUCUUCUUCUUCAACUAAUUCCUUCACUCAAACCAAGCCUUCUAUUUGCAGCCAUCAUCAACUUACUAGAAAGAGCUUACCGUCUUCAUUCUUUACUUCAACAACAUUCCUUUACAACAAAACGUCGGCAAGAACGAAACAAGUCUGCACCUCCUUCAAAAUCAAAUGCUCGGCUGCUUCCUCUUCUUCCUCUUCUACUCUUCCAGCAGCUCUUCUUUUUGACUGUGAUGGUGUCCUUGUCGAUACUGAGAAGGAUGGCCACAGGAUUUCCUUCAAUGACACUUUCAAAGAAAAAGAAUUGGGUGUUACAUGGGAUGUGGAUUUAUAUGGGGAAUUGCUCAAAAUUGGAGGUGGAAAAGAAAGGAUGACAGCUUACUUUAACAAGACAGGCUGGCCAGAUAAAGCUCCAAAGAGUGAAGAAGCAAGAAAGGAAUUCAUUGCUUCACUUCACAAGCGAAAGACUGAGUUGUUCAUGGCCCUCAUUGAAAAUAGAUUGCUACCUCUUCGUCCCGGUGUUGCAAAGUUGGUUGAUCAAGCCUUGGAGAAAGGAGUGAAAGUUGCUGUCUGCAGCACAUCCAAUGAGAAGGCGGUCUCUGCAGUAGUUUCAUGUUUGCUGGGACCAGAGCGAGCAGAAAAGAUCAAGAUAUUUGCUGGAGAUGUGGUUCCUCGUAAAAAACCUGAUCCAGCCAUCUACACAUUAGCAGCAAACACUCUAGGUGUUGAUCCUUCAAGUUGUGUUGUGGUAGAAGACAGUGCCAUAGGACUAGCAGCUGCCAAAGCUGCAGGAAUGACAUGCAUAGUCACAAAGAGCAGUUACACAGCCGAUGAAGACUUCUUAAAUGCUGAUGCAGUCUUUGACUGCAUUGGAGAUCCACCAGAAGAGCGGUUCGACUUGGCGUUCUGUGGAAGCCUUCUUGAGAAGCAGUAUGUUGGUUAAAGUCAUUUUGUUUCUUAAUUGAUUGUUGAGAUCCAGACUUAGAUGCCUACACUUUUAAGGCCAAUUAUUUUCAAUGAUGAUUUAUGAAUAAUUUCUGUAUCGGCUGCUGUUACAGCCUGUAAUGGCAUGUACCGACUUUACCUUACAAGGGACUGCAUUUCUGAAAUAUGUCUUUCGUGAUAGUAUACAUGUUGACUGA